AUGGAGACUAUAGCCUGCAAUGAAUCAGAGGAGUCAUGGACCAUCUUCUACCUUAUGGGCAUCCCUUCUCUGCCAAAAUCCCUCUUCCUUCCUAUCUUCUUCAUCUUUCUCCUUCUCUACCUACUCAUCCUGGUGGGAAGCGCCCUGAUCCUGGUGGCCGUGGUGAUAGAGCCCAGCCUUCACAAGCCCAUGUACUUCUUCCUGAUCAACCUCUCAGCCCUGGACAUCCUCUUCACCACAACCACUGUCCCCAAGAUGCUGUCCUUAUUCUUGCGUGGGGACCGCUGCCUCAGCUCCCCUGCCUGCUUCCUGCAGAUGUACCUCUUCCACAGCUUCUCCUGCUCUGAAGCCUUCAUCCUGGUGGUCAUGGCCUAUGACCGCUAUGUGGCCAUCUGCCGCCCGCUGCAUUACCCUGCGCUCAUGACCCCGCAGACCAGUGCUGCCCUGGCAGCCAGUGCCUGGCUCACCGCCCUCCUUCUGCCCAUCCCAGCAGUGGUGCAGACCUCCCACAUGGCUUUUGAAAACACCGCUCACAUCUACCACUGCUUCUGUGACCACUUAGCUGUGGUCCAGGCCUCCUGCUCUGACACCAGCCCCCAGACCCUCAUGGGCUUCUGCAUCGCCAUGGUGGUGUCCUUCCUGCCCCUUCUCCUGGUGCUUCUCUCCUAUGCCCACAUCCUGGCCUCAGUGCUUCGCAUCAACUCCUGAGAAGGACGCUCCAAAGUCUUCUCCACCUGCAGCUCCCACCUCCUGGUGGUUGGCACCUACUACUCAUCCAUUGCCAUAGCCUAUGUGGCCUACAGGGCUGACCUGCCCCUUGACUUCCACAUCAUGGGCAACGUGGUGUAUGCUAUUCUCACACCUGUCCUCAACCCUCUCAUCUAUACGCUGAGGAACAAGGAUGUCAAAGCAGCCAUCACCAAAAUGGCAUGUCCCUGGAACCCAAAUAAUUCUGCAAAACCCUGA
Molecule: messenger RNA, 966 nt
Organism: Budorcas taxicolor (takin)
Lineage: Eukaryota; Metazoa; Chordata; Mammalia; Artiodactyla; Bovidae
Product: olfactory receptor 2AT4-like
Exons: 1
Biological process (GO): G protein-coupled receptor signaling pathway
Cellular component (GO): membrane
Molecular function (GO): olfactory receptor activity; G protein-coupled receptor activity
Source: RefSeq, a predicted model, not a curated record